This is a messenger RNA of Protopterus annectens (West African lungfish), 1512 nucleotides long. RefSeq names its product homeobox C5 (gene HOXC5). Gene Ontology annotation, biological process: regulation of transcription by RNA polymerase II; anterior/posterior pattern specification; embryonic skeletal system morphogenesis. Gene Ontology annotation, cellular component: nucleus. The record is from RefSeq and is a predicted model, not a curated record. Gene Ontology annotation, molecular function: RNA polymerase II cis-regulatory region sequence-specific DNA binding; DNA-binding transcription factor activity, RNA polymerase II-specific. The transcript has 2 exons. NCBI's taxonomy places the organism in Eukaryota, Metazoa, Chordata, Ceratodontiformes, Protopteridae. Bases 361 to 1017 code for a protein of 218 amino acids.
AAAUAAAAUAGAACACUUGAUGGUGUGGGCUAAUUUCCUACAAGUAAUUCAGUAUUUUGACCACCAGGUGACGCUGUAGCCCUAGUAUAUUCGCUUCAGUCUAGGGUUCAGAUUUGCCCUGCAUUCAUAUCAGACACUUUUCACGGGCCUCCAUCAAUAACCUCCUGGGGUCAUCAACCCAGAUUUAUGACUGGCCAGAAAAAUCACGUGGUGUUAUUUAAAGAUGCCAUAUUUGGGCAGACCACGUACAAUAAAGAAAAGAAAGAUCUCCACCUAUAAAUUCUGCUUUUUGAGACAAAAAACGUGAACUUCAAAAGGGGCACAAAUCAAGGUUAAUCAAAAGGCACAUGUUUAUUUAAAAUGAGUUCCUAUGUAUCCGGAUCAUUCUACAAGCAGAGUCAAAAUAUCCCUGCUUAUUCUAUGCAAAAUUUAGGAAAUUAUGGAUCUGUGACUAAGGCUUCUGCUCCCAGGUAUUGCUACAGUGGCUUGAGCAUCACUUUCCCUUCAUCUGGUCCUUCAGAUUCCCUCGGCGAAAUGGAUAAGUUAUCGAGACCCAGAACUGAUACUGAACGUUCUUCCUGUUCAGUAAUGGGAUCUUCCGGGCUUGUGUUUGAAAGAGAAUGCCAGAGUUCAAUGAGUCAAGGAAUUUAUGGCCAGAAAGCCGGGAGCGAAGUGGUAGAGGAUACAUCUAAGAACGCCGGUGAGAUCAAAGCAGAGCUGGUAGAAAGUCCACAGCAAGAAGGGCAGCCGUUGCAGCAGCCACAAAUUUACCCCUGGAUGACGAAACUACAUAUGAGUCACGAUGUAGACGGGAAGCGUUCCAGGACCAGCUACACAAGGUACCAGACGCUGGAGUUGGAAAAGGAAUUUCAUUUUAACAGAUAUCUCACUCGCCGUAGGCGUAUUGAGAUUGCUAACAAUCUGUGCCUAAAUGAGAGACAAAUCAAAAUCUGGUUUCAAAACCGGCGGAUGAAAUGGAAGAAAGACACAAAACUGAAAAGCAAAGAAUCAAUCUGAGAAGUGUGGUGGAAGAACUGUCAAGAGACUGUGCAGCAUAUUGCUUUCUUCGCACUUAUUUAUGUUUUUAACUGUUUGACACGCAUUGUAACAGUUUCGAAAGUACACCCAUGUUUAGUAGUUUAAAUGGAAAGUCUUCAUCUGAUGCAAAUAUUGAUUUUGUACAAAGGUUCAUAUUCAAAAUUUGGUUGUAUCAUUGACACCCACUGUUACGGUUUACAACACUUUUUGAAACAAGGAAAUAUGAGUUAGGCAUUUUUGUAUCAGUCAGUAACUUGCUUUUGCCAAACAAAUGUUGGUUGUGUUUGUCUCUAUGUACGUACAUUUCUUUCUUUUUAAAGGCUUUCCUGUCCUGCUGGAUCCUUGUAUUUAAGUGCAUUAUGUAUACAGAACUGUGUAUUAUUUAAUGAGUGUUUUGCAUACUGUGUUCAUUUGAGGAAGCAUUUCUUACUUUGCGCACCCCUUAAUUAAUAAAGCUUAAAAUAUGUGCUGGAA